Molecule: messenger RNA, 678 nt
Organism: Rhagoletis zephyria (snowberry fruit fly)
Lineage: Eukaryota; Metazoa; Arthropoda; Insecta; Diptera; Tephritidae
Source: RefSeq, a predicted model, not a curated record
AUGACAUUGCGUAGCAUACUACUGACAUUCGUCACAUUGCAAGCCAGCAGGUUAGACGCCCUAAUAUAUCCACAAUCAAGCACUUUGGGUCUUGUUCACUCAGUUUCAUAUCCAGUCGUUGAGUAUCUUCCUGAACGUAGUAUACUUAUAGAUUGGUGCUUUCAAAUGUCCUAUGCUCUACCUCCAACAGUUUCGGCUUUUUAUAAUAUACCAAUUUGGCCAGGUAUAGCAAAGCCUAAACAACGUAAGAAACGUGCCGCGUAUAAUCAAACCGAAAGUCUAGAAAUACAACAGCAUUUGCAGUGGCUGGAGAAAUAUAAACGCAAAUUAGGCGAAAAUCAGCAUCCAAUGGAUUUAACAGCCGGUGAACUCUACCGCGGCAUUGAGGACUACUUAGAGAGCCUUGGCCUCGAUGACAGCUGUCUUCUGCGCAGCGUUUGUGAAUUAGCUCAACAUCCAUUUGACGAUAGAUAUCACACUAUACUCACUGAGCUGCUGACAUUUGUAUUAACGCCAUCUCUUCAUCAAGGCUUCGCCAACCACGAGCAAAUUUACCAAGAAACAUACGUAGCGGCAGAACUGCAUGGGUUUCUGGGGGAAAAUUGCACUUUUUUAUAUGCGGAUUGUCAGAAAGACUUAUUGAGUGUUGUCACGAAAAUCAUACAAAUAAAUGUUUAA